UGAUGUCAGAGAAGGAGGAGGAGCGUGGAUAAGAACGCGCGCGCGGAGGCGCUGAGAUUUUCCAAUCUACGGGCGCAGUUUCUAUGGAAAUCUAAGGCUGUGCUAAAAAAAGACGGUCUGGCAGGCCUCUCGCUCCCACAGGUCUCGAAACCAAACACGGAGGGAACCCCUGGGGUUCGGCAUCCUGCUGCUGGGCGUUCCCCACCCUCGCUCACCAGUUCUACGCUCCUGGCUAGCAGAGUGCAAUCAUUCACAUACAUACCGCUUAAGCGUCUCUGCCGUAACACCCCUUCUUCUGCUUUGUGUGCAUGUGUAUGCAUCCCAAGCGCCCUCUCAGGGUCUGGACAGUAAACGUGGUUCUUCCCCCCUCCCGGUCCAUUCUACCUUUAAAGAUCAGGGAAGAUCCCCACGCUUGAGACGACUUCUCUACACGCCGCGAGAUCCAGAGCGACCACCAGUCCUCCUCCCCCGUUUCCCUCACCGCCUUGCAGGGAGCCUCCUCGCCUCCCUCCCCUCAGUGUCCCCACCUCUGCACUCCUUCACACAAACCGCGUUUCCUUCCCUUGCCCGAUCACCUCCCAGUCACGCUCGCUCUCCUCCGCCCCCCCCCCCCGCGUGCAAGGACGGCGAGACUGCGGCUGAGCGCGCUUUUCUGCGGCGGUGACGCGGAAGACGACGGCCCAGUUCUGUCUGCUUGUCCCCGUCUGGAGGACCCCCCUCCAUCUCUCCGUGCCACCACCCAGACCAUGAUUCCGCCGCAAGAGCCGAGCCCUGGCAGCUCCCUAGCAGCCCAGGGCAGCGAGAAGGCGGGAGCAGGGAAGACUCUGUGAGGCCGGCGGUCCCUGCUCCUUGCCCUCCCUUCCCAGCCGCCCUGAUCCUGUCGUGGCAUACCUCUGAUUACACCACCGGCAGCCCUCCAUCGAGCCACAGGGUCUGAAUGUCAAAAUGCUGAUCAAGGAAUAUCACAUUCUGCUGCCCAUGAGCCUGACAGAGUACCAGGUGGCUCAGCUCUACAUGAUCCAGAAGAAGAGCCGUGAGGAAUCGAGCGGCGAGGGCAGCGGGGUUGAGAUCCUGUCCAACCGGCCCUACAGUGAUGGCCCAGGCGGCAGCGGUCAGUAUACACACAAGAUCUACCACGUGGGCUCUCACAUCCCUAGCUGGUUCCGUGCCCUCCUACCCAAGGCAGCUCUGCAGGUGGAGGAAGAGUCCUGGAAUGCCUAUCCCUACACCCGCACCAGAUACACCUGCCCCUUUGUGGAAAAAUUUUCUAUAGAGAUUGAGACCUAUUACCGACCGGAUGCUGGGAAACAGAACAAUGUCUUCAACCUGAGUGCUGUGGAGCGCAGGCAAAGGAUUCUGGACACCAUUGACAUUGUGCGGGACCCCAUCUCACCCAGCGAAUACAAGGUGGAGGAAGAUCCAAGGCUUUACUGCUCAGUCAAGACAGGACGUGGGCCUCUGGGGGAUGACUGGCUGGAGAGUGCAGCUGCCGGGCCAAUCAUGUGUGCUUACAAGCUUUGUAAGGUGGAGUUUCGCUACUGGGGUAUGCAGUCCAAGAUUGAACAGUUCAUCCAUGAUGUAGGUCUACGAAAGGUGAUGCUGCGGGCACACCGCCAGGCCUGGUGUUGGCAGGAUGAAUGGAUAGAUCUCACCAUGGAUGACAUCCGGAGGCUGGAGGAGGAGACGGCACGCAUGCUGGCUCAGAAGAUGGCCAAGUGCGUGGAGCCUGAUAUAGUCCCUGCUGUGCCCAGCCCUGAGAGCCCGACUGAGCUAGGUGGCUGUGAGAAGCAGGACCGAGUCGAAACCCUAAGGGCUCCUGAUUCCUCUCCAGAUGAUCCAUUUGCCAUGCAGUGGUCAUCAUCCUCUCGCUCAUCAUAUUCUUCUCAGCAUGGCGCUGCAGUGUCUCCUCACAGCUUAUCAGAGUGGCGGAUGCAAAAUAUUGCACGGGACUCCGAGAACAGCUCUGAGGAAGAAUUCUUUGAUGCUCAUGAGGAUUUCUCGGACAGUGAUGAUGUUUUUGCCAAGGAAAUCACCAAGUGGAACUCAAAUGACUUUCUUGACACUCUAGAGCGACCCAUUGAGCCAGAUGAUGCUCUUGUUGAUGCUGUUGGGGCAGCCAAGCCAGAUAGUGAUGGUGUCACUGCACCUGGCCCACCAGAGGCUGGAUCGGAAGACCUCUCCAGGACAUGCCGCAUUCAUGCACUUUUCCUGAUCCUCCACAGUGGCAACAUCUUAGACCAGGGUGUGGGAGAGCCAGGCUCCAAACAGGCUGAUGUGCACACGCUCACCGCCACCUUGGACUCAGUCACUCGCCUACACUUCCCUGAGGCAUUGGGGCACAUUGCGCUGCGCCUGGUGCCUUGCCCACCUAUCUGUGCUGCUGCCUACGCUCUUGUCUCCAAACUCAGCCCCUACAGUCAUGAUGGCGACAGUCUAUCCAGUAGUCAAGACCACAUUCCGCUGGCCGCUUUGCCUCUCCUGGCCACUUCCUCAGGCAGUUACCAGAAUGCCGUGUCAACCGUCAUUUCCCGUACCAACCAGGCCUAUGCUAAUUUUGUCCACUCCCCUGAUGGCAUUGGCUUCUGUGGCCAGGUGCUGCUGAUUGGGGAUUGUGUUGGGGGAAUCCUGGCCUUUGACGCCCUAUGCCACAGUCGUGCUGGAGGAUCAGGGAGUCGCGGGAGCAGUCGCCGUGGCAGCAUGAAUACCGAGCUGCUUUCUCCAGAGACUUCUGUGGCGCGAGACCCACUGCUUGAGAAGGGGGAAGUUUGUGGGAUGGGCCGUGCCAGUCCUGAGCCAGGGGCGCUUCUGUCCAUCCAGAAAUGCAGUGACAACGUGACACAGGAGAGUGACUCUUCACAGCAGCAACAGUUCUUGACCAGCCUACAGGCUGGCAUGCCUGCCUCAGAAGCGGAAGGAGACCCUCGGCGUAGCAGUAACUCUUCAUCCUCGAUGAUAGAGACUUUUGAAGGGCCAAGCACAGUUGGGAAGCUGGAGUUCAAGGUGUCUGGUUUCUUCUUGUUUGGCUCACCGCUGGGGCUGGUUCUUGCACUUCGUAAGACAGUGAUGCCGGCAUUGGAUGUGGCCCAGAUGCGCCCAGCCUGUGAACAGGUCUACAACUUAUUUCAUGCAGCCGACCCGUGUGCCUCGCGUCUCGAACCUCUGCUGGCCCAACAGUUUCAUGCCGUGCCUCCCUUUGGUAUCCCCCGUUACCAGAAAUAUCCCCUGGGAGAUGGCUGCUCAACUUCAUUGGCUGAGGCCUUGCAGAGUCACUCUUCCCUCUUCAUGGAUGAACUAGACCUUGUGACACCCCCCACGCCGACAGGUGCUUUUGGGGGUUUCUGGAAAGGGAAUGAGGCAGCUACAAGUGAGAACACUGUAACCAGCACCAGUGAAGUUGUCAAGAUUCUGGAUCGCUGGUGGGGUGCUAAACGCAUAGACUACUCUCUCUACUGCCCUGAGGCAUUGACUGCCUUUCCCACCAUCACCCUGCCUCACCUUUUCCAUGCCAGCUAUUGGGAAAGUGCUGAUGUGGCUGCCUUCAUCCUGCGCCAGGUUAUUGAGACGGAGCAGCCCCAAGUGACUGAGAAUGAGGAGAGUUCCAUCUACAGCCCAGCAUUUCCCCGUGAAAAGUGGCAGCGGAAACGCACACAAGUGAAGAUCCGGAACGUCACAGCAAACCACCGUGCCAGUGAUAUCAUUGUAUGUGAAGGGAGGCCCCAAGUCCUCAGCGGACGCUUCAUGUAUGGCCCGCUGGAUGUGGUGACUCUGACUGGGGAGAAGGUGGAUAUCUACAUCAUGGCACCGCCACUGUCAGGGAAAUGGGUACACUAUGGCACAGAGGUGACAAGUGGCAGCGGAAGGCUCUCCUACACCCUCCCCGAUGAGAAGAUGUUGGGCAUUGGCAUGUACCCUGUCCGAAUGGUAGUGCGGGGUGAUCACACCUAUGCCGAGUGCUUUCUGACUGUGGUAGCCAAGUCUACACCUUGUGUUGUCUUCAGUAUUGAUGGCUCUUUCACAGCCAGUGUCUCCAUUAUGGGCAGUGACCCCAAGGUGCGCGCUGGUGCUGUUGAUGUAGUAAGGCAUUGGCAGGACUCUGGUUAUAUGAUCAUCUACGUGACUGGGCGUCCAGACAUGCAGAAGCACCGUGUGGUGGCCUGGCUUACCCAGCACAACUUCCCCCAUGGCAUCGUGUCUUUCUGUGAUGGCCUCACACAUGACCCCCUCCGCCAGAAGGCUGCCUUUCUACAGGGCCUUCAGCAAGAGGCAGAGGUCAUCAUUGUGGCUGGCUACGGAUCCACCAAGGAUAUCUCGGUCUACAAUUCUUUAGGUCUUCCUUCAACUCAAAUCUACAUUGUGGGCCGAGCUGUGAAAAAACUGCAAAGCCAGUGCCAGUUCCUGUCGGAUGGCUACGUUGCACACCUGGCACAGCUGGAAGCGGCAUCCCUUGCUCACUCCCCAAAGGGGACGACGAGGCCCACGCUGGGCAAAGGCAGUUACGGCUGCCCCGCUCCUGUCGACUUCCUGCGCAAGCAGAGCCAGCUCCUGCGCUCGCGGGGCCAGAGCCAGGCUGAACGAGAGGGAACGGGGAGCACCCAGCCCCGAACCAAGAUGCGCAGUGUUAGCCUCAAAUUGGAGAGUGAGGAGUAAGCCCCUGUGGGAAAGUCUCUGCAUUUUCUGACUUGCAGUGGCUGGUGCCAGGACUGGGCCUGUGAGAGGCCACAGUUGUGAGGGAAAGGGGCCAAGAAUACUAGGUGCAGAGGGAGAGAGAGAAAGAGAGAGAGGGCAGGCUCUGCCCAGCAGUGGCCACAGGCUGGCAUACAGGGCCACUAGGACAAGGAGGAGAGAACUUCUAUAUAAUCCCAGAAGUUGCUUCCAUUCCCAUCAGUUCCAACUCCCGCCUGUUCUGUUUGUGGUCUCCUUUGACCCACAGUUCAACUCAUAUCCUCUGGGGAUUAUGGGGGGUGGGGGUGGGACAAAGGGAGCGUAUUCAUCAUAUUACCCUGAUGUAAAGUGUUACAUUGUUUUUGAAUUGACUGUUCACAUACCUCCCCCUUUUCAGAAGACUGAGGUCUCAUCAGACUGGGAUAUAUUCCACUCUCCCAAUUUGAUGCCACGUGAGGCAGUAGUGGGUCCAGCCCUAACAACUCUCAAGUCUUCCCAUAUCCCUCUGUGGUUCAGGUAGAGUGAGUGGCUAGGGAAAUAUAGACAUCAGGGAUUCCAGCUGCCCCUUUCCUGCAGAGGCUAAGCGCCUUGCUCCAGCCUCUUGCACCAUUCUCAGUCCAAUCCUGCCUAUGCCCCCGGUCUUUGGGUGUCUGCAUGAUACUGCCCUCCUGUGCAUGUAUUGUGUCUGGUAUGAGAGCACAGGAUAGCCAGGAAUAAGGAUGAAUCUAUACUCCCUCCCUGACAUGGGAGGGCUUUGUAUUUAUUUCAUUUUGUCAGAAUUGCUGGGAAGUGGGGGGAGUCGAAUCCUGUUUUGAAGGAUUUGUGGGGAUUUUACAUUUAUCUUUAAAUGUGUUCUAAAACUGAAAAAAAAUAAAAAAAUUGA
Molecule: messenger RNA, 5545 nt
Organism: Rhineura floridana
Lineage: Eukaryota; Metazoa; Chordata; Lepidosauria; Squamata; Rhineuridae
Gene: PITPNM1
Product: phosphatidylinositol transfer protein membrane associated 1
Exons: 24
Coding region: 946-4647 (1233 amino acids)
Biological process (GO): phospholipid transport
Cellular component (GO): cytoplasm
Molecular function (GO): phosphatidylcholine intramembrane carrier activity; phosphatidylcholine binding; metal ion binding
Source: RefSeq, a predicted model, not a curated record